CUUGCCUUCUCCAGACAAACAUAUACUCUUCGGGAUGCAUUUACUGCCACCCUGCAAAGAAGAGGAAAGAAAGCAAUGUAUCAGCUGACAAGAAGCCUCAAGGACAUGAGAUGCAGCAAUACCAGCUGCUCUCACAAGCACCCCCCCGGCUGUGCUGACGACACCUCGGACGUGGGCUUGGCCCUCGUCGAGCCUCGAUGGCCGCCGCUGCGAAGCGCCUCAGGCGCCUGCGAGUCCAGGCGGAAGCGGAAGCGGAACGAGAGGGUGCAGAACACAGCCCUGCACCUCUCACCGGAAGUGAAGAUCACCCACUGA
This is a messenger RNA of Rangifer tarandus platyrhynchus (Svalbard reindeer), 315 nucleotides long. The record is from the annotation of a GenBank genome assembly. NCBI's taxonomy places the organism in Eukaryota, Metazoa, Chordata, Mammalia, Artiodactyla, Cervidae.